AUGGCGGGCGAGGCCCGCCACAGUCCCGGGAACGCCGGGCGGGUGUGGCCUGCUCCCGGGUCCCGGGAUGGGCGGGCGAGGACCCGCCAGGUGUCCCGGGACGGGUGUGCGAGGCCUGCCAGGUGUCCCGGGACACCUGGCGGGCCUCGCCCCGCCCGUCCUGGACACCUACGGGCUUGUGAGGCCCGCAGUGUCCGGGACGGGCGGUGGCCCGCCCCCAGGUGUCCGGGACGGGCGGGGGUGGCCCCCAGGUGUUCCGGACACGGGGGCGAGGCCCGCCAGGUGUCCGGGACGGCGGCGUGGCCCCCAUUCCAGGUGUCCCGGGACGAGCGGGCAGGCGCCCCGGUGUCCCGGGCGGGCCCGGGGAGGUUGGCCCGCCAUGGGUUUGAACCGGACAGGGGGUGCCGGGAGGCCGGCCGGUGCACCUGGAACGGGACGGGCGUGGCACUCCAGGGUUGUCCCGGGACCAGGCGGGCGAGGCCCGCUAGGUGCCUGGAACGGGCGGGCGUGGCACUCCAGGUGUUCCUGGAACCGGCGGCGAGGCCCUCCAGGUGGUCCGGGACGGGCGGGCGGGGUGGCCCGCCAGGUGGUCCCAGGACGGGCCGAGCGUGGCCCGCCAGUGUCGCGGGACGGGGGCGGGCUGUGGCCCUCCAGGUGUCCCGGGACGGGCGGGCAAGGCCCGCCAGGUGUCCCGGGACGGGCGGGCGAGGCCCUCCAGGUGUCCCGGGACGGGCGGGCGAGGAGGCCCUCCAGGGUGUCCCGGGACGGCGGGCGAGGGCCCACCCGCCAGGUGUCCGGGACGGGCGGGCGAGGCCCGCCAGGUGUCCCGGACGGGCGGGCGAGGGCCCAGCCAGGUGUUCCCGGGACGUGCGUGCGAGGCCCGCCAGGUGUCCCGGGACGGGCCGGGCGAGGCCUCCAUGGUGCUCAGGGAUGGGCGGGCAUGGCCCGCCAGGUGUCCCGGGACGGGCGGGCGAGGCCCGCCAGGUGUCCCGGGACGGGUGUCCCGGGACGGGCGGGUGUGGCCUGCCAGGUGUCCUGGGACGGGCGGGCGAGGCCCGCCAGGUGUCCUGGGACAGGCGGGCGAAGCCCGCCAGGUGUCCCGGGACGUGCUGGCGAGGCCCCCAGGUGUCCCGGGACGGGCUAGCGAGGCCCCCCAGGUGUCCCUGGAUGGGCGGGCGAGGCCCGCCAGGUGUCCCGGGACGGGCUGGCAAGGCCCCCCCAGGUGUCCCGCCCAUCCCGGGACACCUGGAGGGCCUCGCCCGCCCAUCCCGGGACACUGGCGGGCCACGCCCGCCCGUCCUGGGACACAUGGCGGACCUCGACCGCCCGUCCAGGGACACCUGGGGGGCCUCGCCAGCCCGUCCCGGGACAACUGGCGGGCCUCGCCCGCCGCCCGUCCAGGGACACCUGGGGGGCCUCGCUAGCCCGUCCCGAGGGACACCUGGGGGCCUCGCCAGCACGUCCCGGGACACCUGGCGGGCUUCGCCCGCCUGUCCCAGGACACCUGGCGGGCCUCGCCCACGUCCCGUCCCAGGACCUAGGCAGGCCCGCCAGGUGUCCCGGCGCAGCAGGCUGCCAAAAAAGAGGUGUCCCGGGAGGGCGGGCGUGGCCCGCCAGGUGGUCCCGGACGGGUGGGCGUGGCCCGCCAGGUGUCCCAGGACGGGCGGGCGUGGCCCGCCAGGUGUCCCGGGACGGGCGGGCGUGGCCCACCAGGUGUCCGGGACGGGCGGGCGUGGCCCUCCAGGUGUCCCCGGGACUGGCGGGCAAGGCCCGCCAGGUGUCCCGGGAUCGGGACAGGCGGGCGAGGCCCUCCAGGUGUCCCGGGACAGGCGGGAGGUUGCGUGGACCCGCCAGGUGUCCCGGGACGGGGAUGUCGGGAGGGGCGAGGCGUGGCCCAAGGCCAGGGUUGUCCCAGGACGGGUGGGCGAGGCCCGCCAGGCCUGUCCCGGGAACGGUGGCGGGGAGUUGGCCCGCCAGGUGUCCCGGGACGGGACGGGCGGGUGGCGAGGCCCUCCAGGUGUUCCCCGGGUUACGGGAACUUUUUUUUCUGCGAGGGGCCCGCCAGGUGUCCCGGGACGGGACUCCCGGGGGGCGGGGGGCGAGGCCCGCCAGGUGUCCCGGGAGGGCGGGCGCGCGAGGCCCGCCAGGAGGUGUGUCCCGGGACGGGCGGGCGGAGGCCCGCCAGGUGUCCCCUUGGGCCGGGAUGGGCGGGUGCGAGGGCCCUCCAGGUGUCCCGGGAUGGGCGGGCGGGCAUGGCCCGCCAGGUCUCCCGGGACGGGCGGCGAGGCCCGCCAGGUGUCCCCGGGACGGGUGGGUGGGAAUGGCCCGCCAGGUGUCCCGGGACGGGUGCGGGAGGCCGCCAGGUGUCCCGGGACCGGGCGGGCGAGGCCCGCCAGGUGUCCCUGGGACGGGCGCAUGGCCCGCCAGGUGUCCCGGGACGGCUGCCUUGUCCGCCAGGUCCCGGGACGGCGGGGCAUGGCCUCCAUUGGUGUCCCGGCGGCCGGGCGAGGCCCGCUAGAUGUCCCGGGACGGCGGGAAGGCCGGCCCGUCAAGGUGUCCCGGGAAGGGCGGGGCGAGGCCCGCCGGUGUCGGGACCGGGCGUGUGUGGCCCGGCCAGGUGUCCCAGGGACGGGCGGCGGUGGCCCCGGCUGGGGGUCCCGGGAGGUGGGCCUGCCCGUCGCCGCCAGGUGGUCCCGGGACGGACGGGCGUGGCCUGCCAGGUGUCCUGGGAAGGGCGGGCGAGGCCGCCAGGUGUCCUGGGACAGGCGGGCGAAGCCCGCCAGGUGUCCCGGGACGUGCGGGCGAGGCCCCCAGGUGUGCCCCGGGAAGGGCUAG
Molecule: messenger RNA, 2835 nt
Organism: Macrobrachium nipponense
Lineage: Eukaryota; Metazoa; Arthropoda; Malacostraca; Decapoda; Palaemonidae
Product: collagen alpha-1(I) chain-like
Exons: 2
Coding region: 1-2835 (944 amino acids)
Source: RefSeq, a predicted model, not a curated record